AUGACAAGCGUCGACGACCUCUUCAAAAAGCCAAUCUCCUCUGGCAGCUCUAAGCGCAAGUUUGAGCCUGUCCAAGACCCCAAUGAGCUAUACAAAGCUGCUAAGCUAGAUUCCAAUGGCGAUGUAAGAUCGAAAGGCAAAGAGGCUAUGGUAGAAGAUGAUUUUUCCGAAGAUGGAGAAGCAGGGCCCGAAUUGCCCCCGGAUUUCGACGAAGAUGCACCAGAUGACGAAGAGGGUCGCUUCUUUGGCGGGGGAAUGGAACAAAAGACCGCUCAGGCAAUGUCUUAUAUUGACGAACAGGAGGGAGAGGAAACUGCUCCGGAGAAUUUCGACACCGCUUGGGUACGCCGUUUCGCUCUGAACUUCGAGAAGAAGAUUUCCAAGAACUCAGAAUUACGGGCAAAAUUUGAGAAUGAUCCUAAGAAGUUCAUGGUUUCGGAGGCCGACCUUGACACUGAGAUCAAGGGCUUAUCGAUCUUGUCGGAGCAUUCCGACCUUUACGAAGAGUUCGCAAAAAUGGGCUGUGUAGGCUCGCUGGUGUCGUUACUUUCGCACGAGAAUGCGGAUAUCUCGAUUGGUGUUAUCCAAAUAAUCAGCGAGCUGACCGAUGAGGAUGUGGAGGCUGAGCAGGAACAGUGGGACAGCCUGGUCAAUGCUUUGAUGGACGCCGAUCUUAUCGAACUGUUGACUCAGAACCUUUCCCGGUUUGACGAGAAUGUGGAAACUGACAGAGCUGGUGUCUACUAUGUUCUCAACGUUUUGGAAAAUCUAUCCUCCCAGACGUCACUGGCAGAGAAAAUUGGGCAGGAUGCCUCGAUCUUGCCAUGGAUCUUGUCUCGUAUCCAGAAAAAGGAAUCACCUGUGACUCAAAAUAAGCAGUAUGCUGCAGAAAUCCUUGCUAUUCUCCUUCAAUCCUCUUCGAAAAACCGAGAGAAGUUUGUUGGGCUUGAGGGGAUCGAUACGCUCCUCCAAAUUCUCAGUCAAUAUCGUAAACGAGAUCCCGAGAAGGACUCCGAUGAAGAAGAAUUUGUGGAGAACUUGUUUGACUCCCUAGUUUGCCUCGUGGAUGAGGACUUGGGUAAGGAGAAGUUCAUCGAGGCGGAAGGCAUUGAGCUGGCACAGAUCAUGCUCAAAGAGAGCAAGUUCAGCAAGCCACGAGCUCUUCGAGUUCUUGAUCAUGCCCUUGGAGGGGUUGGUGGUGGUCCGGCAUGCGAGCACUUGAUUGAAGCGGCCGGCCUCAGGACCAUUUUUGGGAUGUUCAUGAAAAAGCAAGAAAGUCAGAAUAUCGAGCAUCUGUUGGGCAUUUUUGCUUCGCUCCUUCGGCUUCUUCCUGGCGGUUCCGCGCCACGUAUCAGGACAUUGGCCAAAUUCAUGGAGAAAGACUAUGAGAAGAUUGAAAAGCUCAUCAAACUGCGACGGGAAUAUGCUGCAAGACUAUCUCCUGUUGAGCAAGCUAUCGAGAAAGAACGCAGGGGUCUUACAGAGGAGGAUCGAGAAUUGAUGGCUGGCGAAUGGCUGUCUCGCCGCUUCGAUGCCGGGCUCUUCUCCCUGCAGACAAUUGAUAUCAUUCUGGCAUGGUUAGUUGCCGAGGAUGACGGGGCAAAGAAAAAGGUCACUUCUCUGUUAGCUGACCGGGAUGAAGACCUAUCCUUGGUCCGCGCUACUCUGGAAGAACAACUGGAAGGUAUUGUUGAGGAGGAAGCUAAACAAAAGGACUUUAAGGAUAUGCUUAGCACCUUACUCCAGUUCCUGUGA
This is a messenger RNA of Penicillium macrosclerotiorum, 1755 nucleotides long. RefSeq names its product beta-catenin-like protein 1. The coding region runs from base 1 to 1755 and encodes 584 amino acids. The transcript is spliced from 10 exons. Gene Ontology annotation, cellular component: spliceosomal complex. The record is from RefSeq and is a predicted model, not a curated record. Lineage: Eukaryota; Fungi; Ascomycota; Eurotiomycetes; Eurotiales; Aspergillaceae.